This is a messenger RNA of Monopterus albus (swamp eel), 2120 nucleotides long. RefSeq names its product alpha-1,3-mannosyl-glycoprotein 4-beta-N-acetylglucosaminyltransferase C. Lineage: Eukaryota; Metazoa; Chordata; Actinopteri; Synbranchiformes; Synbranchidae. Gene Ontology annotation, biological process: protein N-linked glycosylation. The record is from RefSeq and is a predicted model, not a curated record. The coding region runs from base 259 to 1641 and encodes 460 amino acids. The transcript is spliced from 5 exons. Gene Ontology annotation, molecular function: acetylglucosaminyltransferase activity.
ACACCGUAAAUGCAGCGGGUUGGUUGAACGCACAGUCACGCGGGAAGGCUGGGUGCAGCAGUGGCCACCUGGAAGCCUGCUCUCCAGCCAGUACGACGCUGGAACGAGACAGCGUUGUUGUCAUGUAGUGCGCUGACAGAGUCAGAGUGCUUUCUCCUCUCCGUGGAUCCCCUUUACUUUCUGUGCCUUAUAAGCACAAAAUUAGAAGUGAAACGCACGGACUCUCGGGCAUCCGCCGAGCACUUGAAGUGGGGGGAGAUGCGAUGUCAUGCAAAGAAGAAGACCACUGUGUUGGCAGUGCUGCUUUUCUGUUGGGGAUUGUACUUCAUAAGCCAUCUGGAUUUCAUCACUGAUAGGUCACAUGAGCCAAGUCCUUAUGAAUUGUCCUGGCAAGCAGAGAGGCUGGUUAGUAAGGAGUCCUGGGUCGAACAGGGAGAUUACCUGCCUCUCAAUGUGUCCUAUCAGCUGCUCGCUGGAGCACCAUCUACCCAACAGAGGUAUUUAUCGGUUGGAUUGUCAUCGGUAAAGAGGCAGAAGGGCAGCUAUCUAGUCCCCACCUUGCAGUCCCUCUUCUCCCACUUGUCUCCUGAAGAGUGCUCCUCCAUUGUGGUGGUAGUGCUGUUGGCAGAUUUCGAUGUCACCUGGAGAAUCACUACAGUGACGGAGAUCAAAACUAAAUUUGCCUUGCAGCUGGAACAAGGCCAGCUGGUGGUCCUUCAUGUUACUCAGGAUUUGUACCCUCCUCUUACAGGUCUAAAGAGGAACUUCAACGAUGCCUCAGAAAGGGUUUCCUUCCGCUCCAAGCAGAAUGUGGAUUACUCCUUCCUGAUCCACUACAGUGCUAAUCUUGCACAGUACUACCUCCAGCUGGAAGACGAUGUCUUCGCUGCAAAAAACUUCCUAACCACCAUCAAGAGGCACGUUGAGGAGCAGGAGGCAAAGAAGACCACAUGGGCGAUGCUGGAAUUCUCAGCCCUUGGCUACAUCGGGAAACUCUACAGAUCAGCCCACCUUCCUCUCCUGGCCCGCUUCCUCUUCCUCUUCUACCAGGAGAUGCCCUGCGACUGGUUGAUGUCUCACUUCCGAGUGCUACUGACUCAGAAAGAGCCAAUCCUCAUUAAACCUUCACUGUUCCAACACAUGGGCACUUUCUCAUCAUUCCAUGGGAUGUACAACAAGCUGAAGGACAGUGACUUUGAGGAGGGCCUAUACACCAAUCCUUCAGCUGAAGUUUACACUGAUAUGUCCCCCUACAAGAAACACUUCCCCAAAAUGGCUUGGGAAGCAGGGGAGGGAUUCUUCUGGGGACGCUCCCCAGAAAAAGGGAAUUACCUGACUGUGGUGUUCGCACAGCCGACAGUGGUGACAGGAAUAUUUAUAGAAACGGGAUCAGGGGGCAAAGACCUUCUGGAGUCGGCUCAGGUGGAGUUAGGCCACGACGUGUUUACCACUUAUUCAGAGGACAAGAGUUGUAAAGAGUUCCAGUCAGUAGGAAUGUUAAACAAUGGGAGGUUUGAGAUUAAGGAGUUGGACAAAAAGUAUAUGUCUGCCUCUUCCUGUCUGAGGAUACAGAUCACAGCUGGGCAGAAGGACUGGGUGAUCAUUAACAAAAUCAGGAUCACACACCGAGCAGAGAUAUGAAUUUUUCUUCCUGCAAGAAUAAGAAUUUGUUCUGAUCUGCUGGAUCUUGUAUUCAGAUGUGACUUUUGUGCCUUGUUAAACCACUGAACUGAUGAAGCAACAGUCCAGUGCUUAAUGAAACUGUGCAAAACUACAGUAUAUGAAUCAAAUACUACCCGGCUCUGAUGAUAAUGCCUAUUCAACAUAAUGAAGCUAUUUGCAAUGAUAGCAACAAGCAAGCAACCAUGUGUUAUAAAUGAUAAUGCCUAUAAGUAAAUGCAUUAUGAUUCAGAUUGGCAGUUUACAAUGCACACACACACAAGUAUGUAUUGUCAGUUUUUUAAAUGUUGAGAUCUGGUGGAGUGAGUAACUCAUAGAAAUUCAUGUGGUUUUAUGAUUCAUGGGGGCAGUGGCAUUCUGUUUGUGCUGUGGUUUAUUUGUCAACAUAUGGAAGAUAAACUAUCAUGAAUCAGAAUACACACAUUAGUAUGUGCACUUGG